Sporothrix brasiliensis 5110 is the source of this 3060-nucleotide messenger RNA. RefSeq names its product AAA family ATPase. Lineage: Eukaryota; Fungi; Ascomycota; Sordariomycetes; Ophiostomatales; Ophiostomataceae. The coding region runs from base 1 to 3060 and encodes 1019 amino acids. The transcript is spliced from 7 exons. The record is from RefSeq and is a predicted model, not a curated record. Gene Ontology annotation, molecular function: ATP binding; ATP hydrolysis activity.
AUGGAUUCUCAAAACUCGGCGGGCCUCGUCAUCCGGGAGAUGGAUACGUCCACGUCCACGACAGAGGACACUGCAAAGGCCAUUGUUGAUCCAGUGCCGGCGGCCAUCAAGACUGAAACGAAUCUCAAAAAGACAACAAACCGUGCCAAUGGCGAGGGGAAUGCUAGCGGCAAGGCCAAGACCAGUAAGGCACAGACCUCCAACACCAAGAAGCCAAAGAGGACUGUUGUGAUUGAGGUCGACGGCUCAUCGGGCUCAGAGAGCGACUCGGACUCAUCGUCACAGGCCUCUGAUCUUUCUUCCGACCAAGACUUGUCCGACAGUGAGUCCUCCAGCAGCGCCGAUGAAGGCUCGCGAAAAAAGAAGAAGAACAAGAAGCGUCGCGAUGCCGCGAAGGCGACGAAACGGGGUCGGUCGAAAAAAUCGAAGAAACCUAUCAAGGCUCAAGAUCUUUCCGAUUCUGAUUCUGAUUCGAACUCAGACUCGGACUCGAACUCUUCAUCCGUGUCAAGGUCUUCGGCGUCACGAUCAUCGAGUGACUCAGAAAGCUCGUCGGGGUCAGACAGCGAGAGCGACGGUUUUCGCCAUCCAGCAAGGGGCCACCAUAACACCCGACGGCAGAAGGAUCUCGCCAGGCUUAUGCUCUUCCAGCAGCAGCAGCAGCAGCCGCCGCCGCCAACAAUCCCAGCCUUCAAUCCUUACCAACAAUACCAAACUCCCUACUAUGGUGCUCCCAUGGGCAUGCCCAUGGGUGGUAUGGCGUUUGGUGCGGGCAUGGCCCAACCCUUUGCGACAAUGCCGGCAUACACUCCUCCACCGUUGCCCGCCCACAAUCCUCCUCCUCAUCAUGGAAUGCCUCUGAAACGUUCAACUCCCCCGACUCGUGGUAGAGGUAGGAUGGGCCGUGGCAUGCGAGGUGGUAUGCACAAUGUAAUCGUCGACGGCCAUGGCAAUAUGCGCGACAACCGCCGCCGCAGGAAGAGUUCCAGGCACAGGAAGACGUCCAAGUCAAUGAGUUUCAAACGUGUUGACCAGGUGUGGGACAAUACCAUCCACAACUACAAGCUGCAGGACACUGCUGAAGAAUCACCUGACUCCGAGUAUGACGGCUAUGUCUUCCACGUUCGUCGUACGUUUGACUGGGAGGGCAAAUACAAGCAAACCUUCGUCGACAUCAAGAGCAAGCUACUUCGCGAUGCCCUUCAGGAAGUCAUGGGUGACAUCAAAGGUAUCAGCCUUGUCGAAGAGACUCCGAAGAUGGACCCGAAUUUGCUGUUUCUCUACCUGGAGGACAUCCGCAAGCAUAUCAAGACCAUGAAAGGAUUCAAGCCAACAGGAGACAAGAAGACCCGAAAGAAGGAAGCCAAGCGCAACGAGAAGAAACGCCAACAACUCAAGGUUCUCGCGAAGUACCUCGACAAGGAUUAUGAGGAGUUGAAAAACAGUCUUAAGCCUCUUCUCAAAAACGGUCUUAUUACCUUUGAGCUGCUCUGGGCUCUUUGGAAGCCGAACACCCUGGCUUUCACAACGACAUACGGGUCCCCGGACGAGCCGCGAGUUUUCAAGGCUGAGAUGGCCGAGAAGCACUUCAGUAUUUCGAAGGGCAGCUUCUACUACAUCGAAGGAAAAUAUUUCGAGUACGAUGGCAAACGAUUCGGAUUUGGUAGCGUUGCCGAUGAGAUUGACGAGUUUCGGGGCGCACGCAAGAUCACGAGUCUGCCUGUCUAUCCUCUGGAGUACCACAAAAACGAAGAGCAGCUUCGUAAGGAUCUGAUCGAACGUGGCAAGAAAUUUGUGUCAUUGAGCGGCGUCCAGUACAAGAACUACGACGGUAUGGCGUAUUACAAGAAGAAAAAGACAGCUGUCAAGGUCAACAUAAGUGGUCGCAUCAUGAUUGACUCCAGCAUUCACCGCCGCAUCAACCCAAAUUACCCAAUCUCUCUCAUCCGCCCUACAGAGCUUGAAGGUUUCUCGGAAGACGAAAAUUCCGACAACGAAUGGAGUAACGGGCGGGGCCGUAGUGCUGGCUCUGACACGGACGAAGGGAACGGACGGGCCAACGGCAUUCUGGAGGAAAAGAAGGCCCCGGAGAAGCUCAAGAAAGGGUCUGAAAAGGAUGGUGGCGCCGAGGACGACAAUGCUUCGGGUGACAACGACGAUGCGAAGGUGCCGCUGGAGUUCAGCGAGGAAGAGUACCUUAUGUCGUCUCCGGUUGUUCUCGGGUUCGCCUUCGCAGAGAAAAUGUGGCUGGAGUUUACCGUGUCUAGUGUGAAGGAGAUCCAUUGGAACAAGGACGCCUAUGAGUCUCUUGUGCUUGAGUCCAAGACGAAGGACAUUGUUAAGGCUCUCGUCGAAUCGCACAAAUACCACGCAGCGGAGAGUAUCGACGACGUCAUUCAGGGCAAGGGCAAGGGUCUCGUUGGCACCGGCAAGACGCUUACUGCAGAGGGCAUUUCGGAGCUGCUUAAGUGCCCCCUGUACAUGGUCUCUGCCGGCGAGCUAGGCACGGACUCUCGGUUCUUGGAGUCAGAGCUGCAGAAGAUCCUCGACAUCUGUCAUGCAUGGGGUGCUAUCCUGCUUCUCGAUGAGGCCGAUGUGUUCCUUGAGAAGCGCAACAUGCACGAUAUCCACAGAAAUGCUCUAGUCAGCAUCUUUCUCCGACAGUUGGAGUACUUCCAGGGUAUUUUGUUCCUGACGACGAACCGUGUUGAGACGUUUGAUGAUGCCUUCCAGUCGAGAAUCCACCUUGCGCUGCGCUACGACAUUCUCGACCAACGUGCUAAGAAAGCCAUCUUCAAGAUCUUUAUCGAGCGGGUGCGCGUUCUCGAGAAGAUUGAAAUGAUGCCAUUUUCCGAUGAGGACUACAACGACCUGGCCCGGAACGAACUCAAUGGUCGCCAGAUCAAGAAUACCGUCCGCACGGCCCAGGCGCUGGCCGUGAACAAAAAGGAGCCCAUGUCCAUGAGCCACAUCCGGCAGGUCCUUGAGGUGCACAUGUCCUUUGACCGUGAUCUCAAGGGUGGCCCCGGCUUCCAGGACGCCAUGCGUAGCUACUUCUAA